Molecule: messenger RNA, 759 nt
Organism: Lolium perenne
Lineage: Eukaryota; Viridiplantae; Streptophyta; Magnoliopsida; Poales; Poaceae
Source: RefSeq, a predicted model, not a curated record
AUGUCGCCCGCCUCCUCUCCGGCCACCCUCCCGGCCUCGCUUAUCGGUGCUACGCCCGCGCCCAGCUCCUGCCUGCGCGCCCGCACGUGUCGUCCGCGCACGACCACACGCAGCUGCGCCCCAUCUUCCUCCAACCGCGCCCGACUCCGCCACACGCUCCUCUCCAACACACGCCGAGCGCCGCUGCCUCCCGUGCCCGCGCUGGCGGGGCCCCGGCUCCAGCUCCGCCGCUGCAACGCCCCCUGCACACCCGCGCCCGCUGCUCCGUGCUGCCUUCUCCACCUGUCUGUCAGCCCUCCGGCUGUACGCCCGCACGCGCUCGCGCGCCCCCUGCCGGCCGGCUCCGCCCGCCCCCGUCUCCCGCUCGCCCUCGCGCCGCUCCGGCUGCGGCCGGGGCCCCCAUGCCGUGUGUUGUUCCGGCUCUGCGCCUCCAUCCGCCCGCGUGCAGCGCCUCCGACCAUUGCGUCCUGCUGUCUCCUGCGCCGCCCUAAGCUGCCCAAGCCCGGAUCCACCAUGGCUGACUCGCCACGCGCCUCCGCCGUGCCCGGCUCCACCAUGGCUGACUCGCAACGCGCCUCCGCCGUGGCCGACUCGCCCCGUGCCGGCUCCCUGCCACGCCUCCCUGCACGUCCGGCCGUGCGAUGGCAUGCUCCCACCGGCUACGCCCAGCGCAGCCACCUCCCGCUCCCCUCCGGCUGCGCGCGCCCGGCCCACCUCCAUGUCGACGGCCUUCUCUCCAGCUCCAUCCUCCUCCGGUGA